Molecule: messenger RNA, 963 nt
Organism: Erigeron canadensis
Lineage: Eukaryota; Viridiplantae; Streptophyta; Magnoliopsida; Asterales; Asteraceae
Product: carnosic acid synthase-like
Exons: 1
Coding region: 1-963 (320 amino acids)
Molecular function (GO): monooxygenase activity; oxidoreductase activity, acting on paired donors, with incorporation or reduction of molecular oxygen; iron ion binding
Source: RefSeq, a predicted model, not a curated record
AUGGCACAAAUAAUUAAUAAUGAUCAUGGUUCAUGGUGGUGGCAAGCAGAGAGCAACAACGAGCUCACUCUUGCGGUUAUCACCAUUUUAGUACUAAUCUUGUUAUUGUAUAAGUUCUUGAUUUCAUCAUCAAGUUCUUCUUUGUCACCUUUUCCACCGGGUCCCCUUUCGUUGCCAAUCGUUGGGUACCUUCCGAGUCUGUUUAGUCGCGACUUGCAUAGACAGUUCACCAACAUGGCUAACACCUAUGGUCCCGUAUUCAAGGUUAAAGUGGGAAAGACCCUUUUCGUGGUCGUGAACACCCCAGACGUAGCAAAGACGGUGCUUCGUGACCAUGAUGAGGUCUUUACUCACUGCAAGGCAACAGUCGCCCGCUCCAUUAUUUCUUACGGAGGCCAAAAUAUAGUACACUCCAACCACCUUUACUGGCGUAAACUUCGUAACAUACUCACCCAUGAGGUCAUAAGCCACAAGAGUCUUGAAGCGUGUAGCUCUUUCCGAAGGGAUGAAGUUAGAAAAACCAUCAAGAACAUUUUUAAUGAAAUGAUGGGUGCCACAGUUGACAUGGCCAAGGUUUCUUUCGUGACAGAGGCGAGAAUCAUGUCAAGAGUUUUAUGGGAGAACACAUCGGAUGAGCUGGGGGUAAAAGAUAGCCAUUUUGGAGAUCAGCUGGGGAUACUGUCUGCAGAGAUCUCCGAGAUUGGUGCACGGCCAAACUUGUCGGAUCUCCUCCCUAGUCUUGCGAGGUUUGAUCCACAAGGUAUUGAGCGAGACAUGAAGGAGCAAUUUAAGAGGUUGGAUAAGAUAUUCUCAACCAUUAUUGACGAUCGAAUCAAAUCUAACGCUGCAAGUUUAGAGCAGGCGGAUGGAAAGAAAGAUUUCUUGCAGGUCUUGUUAGAUCUCAAGGAUUCAAAAUCGCUUACCUUGAGCCAAGCCAAGACUUUACUCGCGGUAAUAAUUUAA